This is a messenger RNA of Wyeomyia smithii (pitcher-plant mosquito), 1428 nucleotides long. RefSeq lists its product as uncharacterized. The coding region runs from base 155 to 1342 and encodes 395 amino acids. Lineage: Eukaryota; Metazoa; Arthropoda; Insecta; Diptera; Culicidae. The transcript is spliced from 3 exons. Gene Ontology annotation, molecular function: chitin binding. The record is from RefSeq and is a predicted model, not a curated record. Gene Ontology annotation, cellular component: extracellular region.
UUAGUUGGAAGUUACAAAAUGAAUGUGCCGCUCAUAUACGUUAUAGAAAAUGUAAUAGCCAAUUCGUGGAGAAAUCAGGUGUGGUAUUAUCAUUGUUAAAAGUGUGCAGUUCUAUUUUGAAAUUGGUAACCUAACUCACCUAUCAUCAGCAAAGAUGAUCCUAUUAUCGUUUUUACUUGCAUUUUCUGUUGUUUGCAAGGCACAAAAUAGUUACAAAUACGAUAGACCAGACAUAGGAUCUGGAAUUGCAAGCACCAGUCAUACUGGAUUCGGCGGUACCGGUGCACCCCCUUAUCCGUCUGCUCCUAGUUUUAGCGGGAUUGUUGGUACGACUACACCAGGCUUACAACUGAGUAGCACAGGUUAUUCGGCUGGACGCCCUUCUGCACCUGCUUUUGUCACUCAGACUAACGUUAGUCCGGUAGGAAACGCCGGUUUCACUUCAACAAUUCCAACCGGUUUUUCUAGCAGUGCUUAUCCUGGAACCGGAAGCGCCACUGGAUUUGACAGUGGAACUACUGGCCCGGGAUUAUCUGCAACCGGUUCUCGUUCUAGUAUCUCAGAUCAACAACGAACGAGUAGUGGUGCAAUUGCACCUCAAGGAACUCAAACUGGAACUGGCAGAAAUUAUGGCGUUCGACCAGCAAAUAACAACGAUGGAAAAACAGAUGAUGGAGACUAUAGUGCAAUUCCAGGUGACGCUGGCAAAGAUUAUCCAAUUUAUCCUGAAAUUCCCAAUACCUCGUUUGAUUGUAAUCAGCAGCGUUUUCCCGGAUACUACGCAGAUGUCGAAACACAGUGUCAAGUAUUCCACAUAUGUGCUUUAAACAGAACAUAUAAUUUCCUCUGUCCAAAUGGUACAAUUUUUAGUCAGGAGCAUCUAGUUUGUGUUUGGUGGAAUCAAUUCGAUUGCACGACUGCUCCUGGAUUAUAUGAUGAAAAUGCCGAUUUGUAUGAUCAAUCAGUGAGAUCGUUUGCACAAGUUGGAGUUGGGUCUGGCUUGACUAGUUCAAGUUCGACUGGCGGUUCAUAUCCCAUAAAAUCACAGAGUGGUCGACCAUCUAACACACAAAUAAGACAACCAGGUAGUGGCUCAACUGGCUCAUCAACGGGCCUUUUCGGGUAUCCAACAGCUCCUGUUAGCGGAUUUGUUGGUUUAAAUCCUGCAGCAGGAUUUCAAACUGUUAGUCAAAUUCCUGGAUCGUAUUCUGCACCUUCUGUUCCAACAAGCUCUAGUGCAACUAUUCCUCUUGGAUAUCCGGAAUCAGGUCAAACAGAUGGAUCAUCAUUACAAUUAUCCCAAUCAUUUCCACAAAGAUACUUACCACCUAGGCAAGGGUGAAUUAUAGUUCUAAGAAUAAUUAUAUCAGUUUUAUUAUUGGAAGAUAUAUAAUUUAUUUCAAUAGAAAUAUAGACAAUAAAUGGUGA